CUUCUCCUCUCAGUUCGUUAACCCUUUAUUUUUCAGGAAACUCCAUUAAUACCUUUUCCAAAACUAAACAUUUAAUAAACUAGUUCAGACCUGUCCAAGCUUCUGAGAAAAAUCGUUUAUUAUCGAACUACUUAUAAUAAAAAUAGUUAUUUAGUGUGAUGUUUAACGAGAUGGUCAUUCUGGGAAGGGGAGAAGUAAGCCAAUGCAAGAUGGGUCUGGGAUCGUCAUCCAAAUUAACUGAACGAUCACGUUAUUUUAAUGAUCCCCUCUAGAACCUCUCCAAUUAAGUUACGAGUGAUUCGUCUUGUCAUUAAAGUCAAUUUUAUGCUCUAGAAGGGAUGGUUGAACCUGAAAAUACUACAAGAACUUUUCGUAGAAGAAAUGGCAUUAUGAUAGUUCCAAGAGAGGACACAGAACUGUUUCCGUAUUUAUUUGAAGGACGAAGGUUCCUUCGGAUCGAAGAAAUCUAACUACAGAUCUUCGCUAAGUAAUAGCAAGCAGCGCGUCUCGGUUAGACCAUAAAUUUUUAGUUCGUGCCAAACUGCGGAUGCGAUCAUUGUUACGAGGCCAGAGAAUUAACGAAAGAUAAACAAUACAGAGAGAGAGGCAAUAGAAGGGUUGCAUUUUAAAAACGGUUCGAGACAGCACAAAUUGCUGUAUUGUUAGUUAGGUGUGGCUAAAUUACGUGGGGUAAAAAUUGAUCUCCACCCAAGAUGCUAAGGAUCAAUAGAAAAUAAAACAAGUUAUUGUAUUAAAGUUUCAUCCGGAUCGAUUAUAAUUACCAUAAAGGUUGAAGCCGAGAGAAUACCUUUUUCAGCAGAAGCCGUUUAAAAAUCGAAGUGACCGCCUUGGAGAAAAAGCACACUCUGCCAGUUUCCGGCUCAACACGAACGCCUGCAUACCAGGAGGUACUGACAUUGACCCGCUGCCAGUUCUCGAUAUACCUGCACACAACAUCGGCCACAAGAAGAAAACAGUCGGUACCGCUGCAUUGGUACAAAUCUCGGUGGUGCCACCAUCCAUGUUGGGUGCGAUGACUCGUGCCAUUUGACGAUCUCGGCUGGGUGAUCAGGUGGGACUAGUUCUACGGCAGAGGUGACGUUUUGUCAAGGUAGAGGUAAUGUGGCCGUAACACUGAACUUGAACAAGCGCAAGGACAACUUUCUAAAGGGUCCCUAUCGGGCCGUAUCUGCAUGCUAAAAUGACCAACCAAAACAGAAUGAAAGUGGUCGUCCUCGGCAGUUCCAGAGUAGGGAAGUCAGCUGUCACCGUUCGUUAUUUAACUAAAAGGUACAUCGGAGAAUACAGUUCCAGCAAAGAUUUCAUCUAUCCGCACUGCGUUAACUUCGACAGCGUUGCGACAGAACUGGACAUACUCGACACGUCUUUCUGUAAGACCGCUUCCUGUUUAUACGAUCACAUCUCUUGGGCCAACGCUUUCGUCGUAGUCUACAGCAUUUGUGAUAGAGACAGUUUUCAGCACGCUCGACAUUGCCUGGAGACCAUCAGCACUCUGAAAGGUCUUCGUUAUGCACCAGUCAUUCUCUUGGGUAACAAGAGAGAUCUGGAACACGCCCGCCAAGUCGGUGUAGAUGACGGACACGAGAUGUCUCUACAGUAUCAAUGCCAAUUCUAUGAAGUUUCUGCCGCCGAAAAUUACAUAGGUGUCAGUUUAGCUUUCCAGAGUCUCAUAAGAGAAGCUCGCGCAUUGCAGGCACUCAGAACCUUACCUAUAAGACGGAAGGUAGGUGCAGCCAUGACUGUAUCAAAGAUGAUCGGAAUGGUUUUCGGAAAAAACGGUAAAUCUGGAAGAAAUGGCAAAAAACGGCCAUCGUUAUCCAUAUGACAUUACGCCUGUCUUCCAGUAUUAUCAGAUCACCUGUGAAUAAAUAUAUGUACAGAUUCGGUACGCUUACCAUUUCCUUCAUCCUUAAUGUCAUAUUUUUAUCAAUAUUCGUAAGAAUUUACUUACGAAAAUAUUUCAGAAUCGUGUAUAUACAUAUCAAUUUGUAUAUAAUGUAUGCAGGUACUGCAGGAUUUAUGGUAUUAUGUACAGUAUUUUUUUGUUUGUUUUACUAAAUAUUUUGUACACGUUUAUGGAGCCAGACUCCUACUUUUUAAUUAAAAAACAAUUUCGAUUCGAGUCUCUCAAUUCUUCUUCUUCGAGCGGAAACACAAUAAAUAAUCUCGAAUAUUAUCAUCCCGUGUUAUCUCAUAACUUAAUUAUGAAUAAAUCAAUUAUCUCAAUCAUUAAUACUCGAAGGAUGAUGACAGUGAU
Messenger RNA from Centruroides sculpturatus (bark scorpion), 2278 nucleotides. RefSeq names its product ras-related and estrogen-regulated growth inhibitor-like protein. Lineage: Eukaryota; Metazoa; Arthropoda; Arachnida; Scorpiones; Buthidae. The transcript has 4 exons. The record is from RefSeq and is a predicted model, not a curated record. Bases 1202 to 1846 code for a protein of 214 amino acids. Gene Ontology annotation, molecular function: GTP binding; GTPase activity.